UGGAAUAUUAGAACCUUUAACCUUAUCGUAUAAAAUAAUAUUACAAAAUUAUAUGUUAUAAAUGGAAAAUGUCAUUGAAUAUAUGAUUUAAAAAUUAGUGUAGUAUUGAUAAUUGAAAAGUCUAUAUAAAUAAUAAUUUUAAUUCAAAUAAAGCAAGUAUUUGUCAGUUAUUUAAAAUCACUUGAAUAAAUCAUUACUCCAUUCAAAAAGUGCAGUUAACCGAAAUCCACAUAUACAUGAAUAUUCUUGUAGAAAAAAGACAAUCAUUCCGAUAGCUCUAAAAUAUAAAUCAAAGUAUUAUAUUUUAUUCAAUAUAUAAACUGUAAAUAUGGCACCUGAUGUAUCUGCACAAUUAGAAAAGAAGAAACAUGCUCGAUAUUUUAAAAGAAUAUUACAACUAAUGUCAAGCCGGACUGCAAAAUAUGAUUGCAGUAGAAUGAUGUUGGCUUUUUUUUCUAUUUCUGGCCUUGACAUUCUUGAUUGUAUGGAUUUUAUAAAUCCAGUUGAAAAAUCUGCAGCAAUAGAAUGGAUUUAUAAAUUACAAAUAAUCAAAGAAGACGGUGGUUCAGGAUUCCAAGCUUCUACAACAUUACCGAAUGAAGCAAAGGAAUAUCAGUGUGGUCACCUAUCAAUGACUUAUACUGCUUUGUCAUCACUUGUGGCUCUUGGUGAUGAUUUAUCCAGAGUUAAUAGAAAAGCAAUUAUCGAAGGUGUUCGAGCUUGUCAAAAUCCAGAUGGUUGUUUUAUGGCAAUGAAGAAUGGGAGCGAAAGUGAUAUGCGAUUUCUUUACUGUGCCUGUUGUGUUUCUGCUCUUUUGGAUGAUUGGUCAGGAAUGAAUAAAACUACUGCUAUCGAUUAUAUUUUAAAAAGCAUUUCUUACGAUGGAGCUAUGGGACAAGGUCCAGAGCUUGAAUCGCAUGGAGGAUCUACUUUUUGUGCUGUUGCUAGUUUGGAUUUGAUGAAUGAACUCCACAAUGUGCUGUCUAAAAGUCAACUUGAAAAGUUAAGACGAUGGUGCCUUAUGCGUCAAACUGACGGUUUCCAAGGGCGACCAGGAAAACCUUCAGAUACUUGUUAUAGUUUUUGGAUUGGUGCUACUUUGAAAAUCCUUGAUGCUGGCCAUCUUGUCGAUUCUAAUGAAAAUAGAAAAUUUAUUCUUAGUACCCAAGACAAUAUUACUGGUGGAUUUGCUAAAUACUAUGAUUAUUGUCCAGAUGCGAUACAUACUUAUUUAGGGAUAUGUGGAUUAAGUUUGUUAGGCGAGCCUACUUUACAACCCUUAAAUCCAGCGCUGAAUAUCUCUACUCGUGUUUACGUACGUUUACAGGAGAUUCAUAAAAAAUGGCGAAAUGGUUGACUAAUUUUUAUAUAAUUAAUAUAUUCCAAGAUAUCCAUAUCAAACGCACACGAAUAUUUACAUUUGUAAAAAUUUUUUAUUGUUAUAUGUUCAAAAAUAAUGAUAAAAAGAUACCAAUAUUGUCCAGUUAAGCUUUGAUAAUUUAUCUACCAGCGAAAUUCUAAAAAUUGUGCUUAU
Molecule: messenger RNA, 1534 nt
Organism: Chelonus insularis
Lineage: Eukaryota; Metazoa; Arthropoda; Insecta; Hymenoptera; Braconidae
Gene: betaggt-I
Product: geranylgeranyl transferase type-1 subunit beta
Exons: 3
Coding region: 329-1357 (342 amino acids)
Biological process (GO): protein geranylgeranylation
Cellular component (GO): CAAX-protein geranylgeranyltransferase complex
Molecular function (GO): CAAX-protein geranylgeranyltransferase activity
Source: RefSeq, a predicted model, not a curated record